This is a messenger RNA of Aspergillus costaricaensis CBS 115574, 543 nucleotides long. RefSeq lists its product as uncharacterized. NCBI's taxonomy places the organism in Eukaryota, Fungi, Ascomycota, Eurotiomycetes, Eurotiales, Aspergillaceae. Bases 1 to 543 code for a protein of 180 amino acids. The record is from RefSeq and is a predicted model, not a curated record. The transcript has 2 exons.
AUGGCCGCUCCCGCUUCCAAGACCAUCCACGACCUUAACGGUUCCUGGACUGCUAACAACACCCUCUCCGAGUCCUCGGCCGAUAUCCUCAAGGUCCAGGGCGUGAACUGGCUGACCCGCAAGGUCAUUGCCAUGGCCCACGUCACUCUGAACAUCAGCCAGAGCACGGACGAGGCCGGCAACAUCCACCUCGACAUCGAGAACAAGCCCAGCGGCGGCCUCCCCGCCACCCAGGAGAAGCGUGUCCUGAACUGGGAGCCCGUGGAGCUCACCCACGGCCUCUUCGGCAACAUCCGCGGUCGCUCCCGCAUCUGCAAGCUCGCCGAUCUCGACGACGACUACCUCCGCCAGGGUUGGGAGGACGGCACCGAGGAGGUCAUGCACUUCAAGACUGAGCACCUCGACUCCAAGGGUGUCAUCACCCAGCAGGUCGCUGGCUUCAUUGUCAUUGGCGGCACUCGCUACCACGCUCGGCGGGUCCUCGUCACCAAGGAUGAUGGUGAGAGGCUCGAGGCUAAGCUUGUCUAUGACUACCAGGGUUAG